AUGGGGGAGCGGGGCGGCGGCGAGGACAGCGAUGAGACCGUCGUGGAGGGCUCGUUCACGGAGAGUGAUGUGGAGGAAGAGGAGUUCUGCAGGUCGAGGUUGUAUUUUCUUGAUAAGGACGUGGCUUCACCAACUGAUACAAGAAUUAUCAAAGAAACUCAGUCUCCAGAAAUCUGUUUUGUACCGAAAUUUAGUGAUCACACAUAUACUAGGAAAAAAAACGAGAUAAAUCCAUUACCUGAAGAGGCAUUUGCAUCUGACCAGUCUCAGUCUCUGCUGCAGGGUUGGAUAAACUGUCCAUCACUUACUGUAAAUACUUCUGAGCCUGUUUUUUUGCCAGAUGUUGCAGUAGAGGAACAACAAAAUACUUCUGUAGAUAUCAAAUUGAAUGGAUUUCAGAAAGAUUCAGAAGAAAAGAAAUUAAGUACUGAAGAUCUGAUUCCAGAAGUAAGUCCCUGUCUAGAUGCUCUUCUAGAGGAUAUGAUAGUGGUUCCAAAGGACCAGACACCACAAGAUAUAUUUCCACAUGUUUUAGAAGAUUGCCAGAGAACCUGUAUGGCCGUAAUUGACACAGAUAACAGAGUGAAAGAACAUUCCUCUAAUAAUGGUACAGAUCUUUCACUGACAUCCCUGGGGAAGAUUUUCCUGGAAGAGACUGGUGAAUUUGAAAUUAGUGAUUUGUUGAGGUCCUUCAGUGACCCUGAGAGUCUUAAAAUGAUAAACCCAUUGGCUGACAAGUUAGAGUGUCCAGGUUAUGCCUUUUCCAUUGAUGCAUCUGCAGAUGAGAGCAGCAAUGCCCGGCCAGUACAGCUUGUGACAGCUCUGGAUGCCUUGUCAGAAUCUAUAGUACAGCCUGUCACUCCUGUAGUGGCAAAUGAGGGACAGCUUGACACUGAGAGAGAGCAGUUGCAUUCAGAAGCCGGUAUUCCCCAGUUUGAUGGUGACUCUACACAAGUAACAGAUGUGAUUGACCCUCCGCUUGCUACAGCUCAGGUGGAAGAAAUGAAAGCCUUAACAUGUUCUGACUUGCAGAAGACAACAAAUGAGCAAACUGUGGGUGAUCAGCAGAGAGAGAAAGAAGGAAUUUCAGAAUACUGGGGUGCCAACUCUAGUGAAAAGCAAGCUGGGGAGGGAAUUUCACAUUCAGUGGAGGCUGCAGCAAGUGCAAAAACUGCCCAAAAAGCAGUAAGGGAAGUGAUGAAAUUAAAAGAAACGUCUUCAGGAAAGUACAGAGAUCACUUUUCCAGUCAUCAGCAAAUACUGGAAGAGACUCAGCAGGGGAUGUUGCACAGUGGCAUUAUAACAAGAAGAAAAGCUAAAGAUUUGGGUAAAAUUCAGAAAUCUACUUCUAAAGACAAGGAGGAUCUAAAAACCAACAUAUGCCAAGAAACAGCUCUGAAGGAGGACAAAAAGCCUGAGAAGAGAAGAAGCGAGAGAAUCAAAACCAAACUGAGAAGAGAAGCCUUUUGUAAGAAUUCUGUUAAUCCUUCUUGCCCCAUUUCGCUUUCAACAAUCAAUAGGAGGAAUGCUUAUGGUGAGACCUUACUGCAUAGAGCUGCUUUUCAUCAAAAUGUAGACCUUGUACGGUACAUAAUAAAAGUCACUGGAAACGUAAAUGUUCAGGAUUAUGCUGGCUGGACUGCACUACAUAUAGCAAGUCUGGAAGGAUAUUAUGGCAUAGCAAAUGACCUUUUGAAAGCGGGAGCUGAUGUUAAUGCAAGGGGAAUUGAACAAAUAACACCAUUACAAUAUUCAGUUAAAGAAGGCCAUUAUGAGAUGGCAGAGUUAUUACUUUGGUAUGGAGCUGAUCCCUUAUUAAAAAAUGAGAUGGGAAGGUGUGCAUUAGAAGAAGCUGCAGACCCGUCUAUGAGGAAACUGCUGGAAAGCUAUGUAGCAAAAUCCGGAAGUAAAUCAGUAUCAGAUGGAGACAACUCAAAGAAUACGUUAAAAACUCAAAGUGUAGAGGAUACAAAUCUGCACCAGAUUUCCUUACAGACAGAUGAGACAGAACCAGUGUGUUCAAAUCUUACUGCUGCAGACAGCAUGAGCAUACUGCAACAGAUUAUUGUAGAUGAGGUACAAAACAUGUAUACUAAUGAACCUGAAGAUGGAACAAGCUGCACUGAACACACACUUCAAGCAAAUCCAGAAAUGGUUUUAGCAAAUGAGCUUUCAGCAGCUGCUAGUGGUGAAAACGUGUAUGGAAGUCCUUAUGAUUCUGCCAGUGGUGUACUAAACACCAUUGAGCAAAAGUCUCCACAAGCAGAGAAAGGAGGAAGGACCCUGAUUAAUGCAGAAGCAAGUGUUCGAGAAUGUCACAUUGAAACUGAAAAUACUAGUAGUUUAGAGAUCAAGUCUAUAGCUUUACAACUCCAGGAGAAUGACACACUUCAAAUUAGACGAAAGAGAGAGGAUCAUCAGGAAACCAGCCCAGCAGCAGAUGUGCAUUUUGCUGGUAAUGCAGCCAGCAAGUCUCCUAGUUCAUUUCAGAUUGUGGAAAGUAUUCAGGAAGAAACCACCCAGAAAACAGAUGAAGGAGUGCUUGCUGGAGUAAGUGGAAUAGAAAGCCCUGAAAAAAAUGGAGAAGGAAAUACACACAUCCACCUGCUUUCACAGUUUACUGAAACAGAAGAAGUUCAAACUAAAAGAGCAAGAUUAGAUCCUCAGGAAACAAGCCAAAAGGCAGCCUCAUAUUCAAGCAGCAACGAAGCCAAGCUUUCUUCAAAUCCAUCACAAUUCAGUCAAGCAUCAGAACAGGAAACAUCAAAAGAAUCUUCCCUAUCUACUAGAAAAGAGGCUAUAAUUUUACAUGGUACCUGUAAUACAAGAGCUGGGAGAAAGAAGAAAAUUAAGAGAAAUGCAAAAGGGGAGACUCAGUUGCAUAUUGCUGCUAGGAGAGGAGAUUUGUCUUUGGUGAAAGCUCUAAUAUCAUCUGGAGUGUGUGUUAACCAACAAGACUAUGCAGGUUGGACAGCAAUUCAUGAAGCAUCCAGUAAGGGAUUUACUGAAGUGAUCCUAGAAUUACUGAAAGCUGGUGCUGAUGUUAACAGCAGAAGUCUGGAUGGUAUUUUGCCAAUACAUGAUGCUGUUUCUGGCAAUUAUUUGGAGGCAGUCAGGAUUCUACUACAGCAUGGUGCGAAUCCCUGUGAGAGGAAUGGUUCAGGGAAAAGUGCUUUCGAUGAAGCCUGUGACAAUGAAAUGAAAGAACUGCUGAAGCCUUAUGCUGCUGUGGACUCUGCACUUCCUGUUGAGACUACUCAAGUUACAGAGAGGAGAUAUCCUUCUAGGUUGAGAAGACCAAGGUUUAAUUUUUGUGACUACUAUGAAAUAUAUGAUGCAGCUUUGGAGCCAUAUGAGAAGUACAGUGUGGAGUCUCCCAUACGAGAUGCAGGAGAGAAGCAAAAAGAACUGUUGCUGCUUGAAUUGAGAACUUCCAAAGAUGCAGGUGUAUAUACCCAAAGGCUGUCUUGGAUGCCAAAUACUUCAGAUGAAAUGCUUGCAAAACAGAAAACAGAAAGGCAUACCCUUGCUAAAAAAUACAGGGCUUCAGUGGAAUCUUCUGAAAAAGGAGCACACAGGCAGGAGUUAGUUAACCUUGCUUCUAAGCAAAAAUGUCUGUUGACUGUCGCCCAAACCCAGGAAAAAUUAGUGCAGAAAGCACAAAAUUACGGAAGAACAAAGCAAGUGUUUGGUGUAUCGUGCUCAGAGAAGCAAAUCUCAAACUUAGUUAUUUCCCAUGGAAAUGAUAAAAGUCAAAGUUUAACUGCUGAUGAAAUCCUGUGUCCUAAUGCAGUUACAUUUAGUAUGGGGCUUGGUGCCAGCAUGCCUAAUGGAGACAGAGUAGAAACAGACCACUCUUUAGAAAACAGAUGUUCAGGUCAGGAAUGCAGCCAACAUCUAUAUAUCUGCUUGGGUGAGACAGGAGGAAAUAAAGAAACAAUUAGAACUGAAGAGUGCUCUGAUCAUGCUUUGGCAUCUGAAAAUAGGGUACAAGAAUACCGCUUUGACAACAUGUCAAAGCUGACAGAUGCUGUAGAAGUGGUAACAUUACCUUCAGAACCUACUGUUUCCACUGCUAAAACAAAGUGCUUGCAGCAAAAAGACAUUGACUGUGUAGCAACUGCAGACCAAGGAAACAAGUCUUUAAAUCCCACUUCAGUGAGCAAUGCAGUAAAUAUUGUAGAACCCCUAAGCACUGUUGUCAAUAACAGUGUCUGUCAGCACCACAGUGAGGACCUACACAGAUAUGUAAAUAAGAAGGAAGCUUUACAGCAGCAGCAGCAGCAAGUAUUUUUGUCAACAUCUACAGAGACCUUCCCUAAUACUCUGCAGCAAAUAAACUUUCAGAGUAGUGAGAACUUAGUUAGUGCAAACGUGGAGCUUAUAAAUCUUAGCUCAAGCACAGAUUAUCCAGUAUACCUCAGUGAGAAGUCUUCCCAAAGCUACAGUAGUCAGGAAUGCAAACAAAACCAACUGAUUUGUGGAAGAAAAAAAAAGAAGACUCAAUUGAUAGAUCUACUUGAAUUAGGAAAGAUUAAGCCAGGAGAAAACGUUUUAGAAUUCAAACUGCAGGAAUAUACUCAUAAAGCCACAAUCUUAAAAAAUGGAAAGAUCAAAACCAGUAAGGGACAAAUACUGCAGAAUCCAGUUCAUUGGGUUAAAGACCUGCUAGGAAGUGAUAUUUCUGUGACGUGGAAGUAUGUGUGGAAUAAGGUUACGUAUCUUGGGACACAGUUGUCAAAGUUUCAUGUUGAAGAAGGGUCUGUGUCUAGUGAUCUGAAAUUACCAUCACAAGAAAGAGAGCCUUUGGGAAGGAAUUCUGUCACAAGGGACCCCAGCAACGAGAACCAGCACCAUCAGAGUCCUGGUGCUGUCUCCAUUGCUCAGCCUCUUUGGAGCUUUAACCUGAGCAAUGUGCAGCCAGAAGCCCCGUCCUUGCCACACACAGAAGUUGUGAAAACAUCGCUGUGCACUGAAAGAGAAGCAGCUGUUACCAGGCAAUUAAAGAGUUCUUCUGUCCAGUUCAACUCAGUGGAAAGCCUGACACGUUUUCUUCAACUUGAUCAGAUAGUAAUGGUACGUAAAGAGGAGUUUCUUCCAUCCCCUCUAAUGGAAAAGUACUGGAGUUUCUACAAAGGUUGUGAAGAUUUUGGAUUCUAAAGACUUAGAGUGCUGACUUUUUUUUUUUUUUUUCUGUGUCACUUAAAAGUAAACAUUUGAGCUUUUUCAACUAAGUGCUUUGUUACUUAAAUGUUGAUAAAUCAUUUGUCCAGUGCUUGGAAUGGACUGAAAGAUUGUUUGGAUAAAUGAGGAACAGGGGAGUACUUUGUAGCAAGUGAGGAUGUCAAUAUUGAGUUUUGCGCUGUAAGAUUAAGAAAUGAGGAAGGAGAUGAGGACUGUUACACACGCGUGUUCACUGUGAAUUAUAUUCCAGGCUGAUAACUUUGUAUGAAAUGCCACUGAUUUCACUGGCUGCCCAUGCUUGUAUGAACACUGAUAGUCACUUCCUACACCUAAGCCUAGAGCUGCUCUGCCUGAGCCUGUGCUAUCAGAAAUGGCUGCAUAUGCUUGUGUAACAACAAAAGCUGUUAGGUUAGGGAAAAAAUCUAGAUGGGUGCUUUGAACAUCACCAGCAGCUUUGCUUUAGGUGGCAUGAAUAUAUACAAAUAUUUGAGAUGGGGGCGGGUGCUGGGAGAAGUUAAAAGAGAAGUCUUAGCCACUGAAGUGCUCAGGAAAAUUCCAUUCAUGCUCAAUGCCAAGUCUAUCUGAUAGACAGAAAAUGUGUUGGCAUGUGGCAAGAAGAGCAGUUAGCCUGCUUGUAGAACACAAGUCUUUCUAUCUAGUAACAUCUUAGGUAUUCACCCUGAUCUCUAGAGGGUUUCUAUUUGUUUUAAUUUUACAAUGUUUGAAUCUGCCUCAGUAGCGUAGUUAUGACACAUUUGACUGACAUGAAAUCUAUCUGCCUUCAAAUGGCAUUCUUGCUCUUUCCCUGUCUGGAUUAUAAAACGAGAUGAAAUAAUAGCACCUGCUACUCCUAACUCCAGUGACUGGGAUGAGAAAUAUCUCCUGUCAACAUAUAACAACCUCAGCCAGCUACUUGGAGUGCGAAGAGCUGUUCUGCAGAGAUUCAAUUAGUUUCUUAAACAGAAGGUGGUUUAGGGAAGAGAGGAGGGUCUGAUGUGCGGAAAGCUAAUCCUGUGCCCUGGGAUGCAUGAGCAAUCAUAGCCUGAUGGCUGUAAGGAUGAAGAAAUUCAGACUGCCUAGAAGUCAAAAAAAGUUAAAGGCUACUGAGUGACAGGUAUUCUGUAAAGAUCACUUUCCACACAGAAAGAAAAUAAAGCAGUCUCACAGCUGCAGCAGCAAAAUAAACCUGAAGGUUGGUUUAAAGGAAAUGUUCAUUCAAAUACUGUACUUCCACUUUCACUGGAAGACUUCUGACUGUUAAAAUGACUACUGAGUUACUUACAUGUUUGAUUGACAUUUUUUCUUUGUUACAAGAUGUCUAAUAAAAUUAAUGUAUAAAAACCA
Molecule: messenger RNA, 6528 nt
Organism: Apus apus (common swift)
Lineage: Eukaryota; Metazoa; Chordata; Aves; Apodiformes; Apodidae
Gene: ANKRD31
Product: ankyrin repeat domain 31
Exons: 26
Coding region: 1-5160 (1719 amino acids)
Molecular function (GO): protein binding
Source: RefSeq, a predicted model, not a curated record